GAAUGACGAGCUCAUGAUGGAGACAAUCGUCAGCGGUGACGUGCCGAUCCACUCGACACGCACUCCGAUGAUAUCUUCGGCACUUCAGGUUAUCCUCGGCAACAUACAAAAACCCUUGAAGCUCGCUGCGGCCCAAAGCGGAGGCUGCAGCGUCCUCGCAAAGGAGCAGUACUUCAAGAUUCUGGCCAAACGAAAACGUGUUCGCAAAGAGCCGCCCGCAAUCAUAGACGCACCGCCGACCGCCGUUAUGAAUCCGCCCGAGAUCGUUGACAAUACCGAGCCCAAGGAGAACCAGAACCCGGAGACCGACAACCUAGAGGAGGACCAGAACCACGAGCAGCAAUCCCGCGGAGACAUGAGGAAGAUGCUGAAGGACACAGAGUCCGAGACCUACACAUGGACAGCUGAAUGGGGCGAUGCAUGGAACAGCAUGCUUCGCACUUUGGACGAUGGUUAUGACAAUCCAAAGCGUCGUCGUGUCGCCUACAGAGUCUUAAAGGCUUUGAAGGAGGCAACGGCAGAGUGGAAUCGAGCCUAA
This is a messenger RNA of Symbiodinium sp. CCMP2592, 538 nucleotides long. The record is from the annotation of a GenBank genome assembly. NCBI's taxonomy places the organism in Eukaryota, Dinophyceae, Suessiales, Symbiodiniaceae.